Messenger RNA from Colletotrichum fioriniae, 471 nucleotides. NCBI's taxonomy places the organism in Eukaryota, Fungi, Ascomycota, Sordariomycetes, Glomerellales, Glomerellaceae. The record is from RefSeq and is a predicted model, not a curated record.
AUGUCUGCUCCUGGUGACUUGUUGAAUUUCAUUCCUGCCGAUGUUUUCUUCAACUCGGUAAAGGCAUCUGUUCCAUCUUACAAGACGCCUGUCAAAGCCAUUAAGGUCGAAUCCUCUGCUUUAACAGAGAAAACCAACAACCCUCUUCGAUACGCCGCUCAUAUUACUCUCCAAGGAGUUGAAGGCGAUGCUUCAACACACUGCCUCGUUCAGUUUGUAACCCCUCAAAUCUGGAGAAUCAGAUACAACCCAAAGUUCACUGGUGUCGGGGACUACCCGGAUACCAACUCACGCACAAUUGUGAGGAACCGUUUUGUAGAUCUCGUUGAUGACCUCCAGCAAGAAUACCGAGAUUGCGACGCGGGCAACAGCUACCAUGCACCGCAGAGUUGGUACUGGAACACAACGUUUGAACAGCUGUCUGGUGACCACUGGGUUCUCAGUGUAUGUAUUCUUGACCCAUUUAGGUGA